AAUUAGAGCCACCCUGAGAAAACAGAUCUGCAAUUUCUGAGCUGAGAUGAGUUAGUUUUGUCUGUAUGGAUGAUGCUGGAGGAGGAGGAGGAGGAUGAGAGGGGUGUGUGUGUGUGUGUGUGUGCGUGUGGGACCGAGUCUCCGGGAUGUAUAGAGGAGUCACGACGCACGACGCGACGCAGUUCGUCAUGACCUGAAGUGAAUCACGAUGGGAUUUCUGUAGUGACGUGAAAUUUAGGUUAGAUGCAAUUAGUCAUGGCUCCUGUGCUGCAGCUCUGCACAGCUGCGCGCUGAAAUCACUUUUUAACACGUUUUUUUUUAGCUGCUUAUUUCUUUUUUCUUUAUUUUUAUUUGGAGAAUUUUUUCCCCCCCACAUCCAAACGCACCUGAACUUCCUUCUUCUCUUGCACUGAGGUGAGGAGCUUUUGCUUUUGCUCGGAGUGCGUCGGUGAAGUCAGACCAGCGGAUUUGUGCGGGGAGACGCCGGCUGCACCUGUGGACGCCUGCAGAAGAAGAGAAAUCUCCGUGGACGCGUGUUUCUUUCUUUUUUCCUUUUUCUUUUUUCUUUUUCUUUUUUUUUUUUGAUCCAGGCUUCCCGCGUCUGUCGGAUGCACGCUUGGAUUUGCAGCAGUUUGCACAGAGGUCUGGUCAGAUUCAGCACCGCAUCAGCUUUGAACAGCUCCGGGUCGUCGCGUGUGGAUGGGCUCUGUCGGUCUCCGUGUCUCCUGCAGCUCCUAACUACCGGCAACAAUGGCAUCACACGGUUUCUGGUCUCUUGGCGGAGAUAAUACCGGGGCCAAUACCGGGAGUCAAAGCCCCAGUACGCCCAGGGCUUGGUGCCAAGCGGCGGCCCAGAAAUUUUCCGGAGGGAUUGGAUCGAAAUUAUGUGCGCUGCUCAAUGUCGGGGAAGUGGAGAAACCCGCGGAUCCGGCCGCCAAACAGCCGCCACAGACAGAAGCUGCAGGCACCUGCGGCUGCAACAAAUCCUGCAACUGCACCAAAGGUGCUGUGGUCUUCUCCGACCUCUAUUCAACAGACCUGUUACCUGCCAUGGACGGUGACACCAAAACAAUGACCUUCCUGCAGGAAGUUGUGGAUAUUUUACUGGCUUACAUCGUGGAGUCUUUCGACCGGGACACGAAAGUGAUUGAUUUUCAUUAUCCCAACGAGCUGCUGCAGAUGAACAACUGGGAGCUGCAGGAGGAGCCGGCGACUCUGGAUGAUAUCUUGAUCAGCUGCCGGGCUACUCUCAAAUACGCCAUCAAAACAGCUCACCCCAGGUACUUCAAUCAGCUCUCCACAGGAUUAGACAUGGUCGGACUGGCAGCCGAUUGGCUGACAUCCACUGCCAACACCAACAUGUUCACCUACGAGGUGGCUCCCGUCUUUGUGCUGCUGGAAUACGUCAGUCUGAAGAAGAUGAGGGAGAUCAUCGGCUGGCCGGACGGGCGAGGAGAUGGCAUUUUCUCUCCUGGUGGUGCUAUUUCUAACAUGUAUGCCAUGCUGCUGGCCCGCUUCAAGAUGUUCCCUGAAGUGAAGGAGAAAGGAAUGUCAUCCGUUCCCAGACUGGUGGCCUUCACAUCCGAACAUAGCCAUUUUUCAAUCAAAAAAGGAGCGGCAGCUCUCGGCAUCGGGACAGAAAGUGUGAUCUGCAUCAAAGCGGAUGAAAGCGGCAAAAUGAUCCCAGCUGACCUUGAGAGGAGAAUACUGGAGGCCAAACAGAAGGGUUUCGUACCUUUCUUCGUGAGCGCGACAGCUGGAACAACCGUGUACGGAGCCUUUGACCCUCUCAUCGCCAUUUCAGACAUCUGCAAAAAGUACAACAUCUGGAUGCACGUGGACGGAGCGUGGGGAGGAAGUCUCCUCAUGUCCAGGAGACACAGGUGGAAGCUGGACGGAGUCGAGAGAGCUAAUUCAGUAACAUGGAACCCGCACAAGAUGAUGUCCGUCCCUCUGCAGUGUUCAGCCCUGCUGGUCAGAGAGGAGGGUCUGAUGCAGAACUGCAACCAGAUGCACGCCUGCUACCUCUUCCAGCAGGACAAGCACUACGACCUGUCCUACGACACCGGAGACAAAGCGCUGCAGUGUGGACGACACGUGGACAUCUUCAAGCUGUGGCUCAUGUGGAGAGCUAAGGGCACCAUUGGGUUCGAGGCUCAGAUUGACAAGUGUCUGGAGCUGUCAGAGUACCUCUACAACAAGAUCAAAGACCGAGAAGGCUACGAGAUGGUCUUUGAUGGGAAGCCUCAGCACACCAACGUCUGCUUCUGGUACCUCCCUCCUGGGAUCCGCUACAUGGAGGACAAAGAGGAGAGGAAGAAACACUUGCACAAGGUGGCUCCGGUGAUUAAGGCCAGGAUGAUGGAGUAUGGCACAACCAUGGUCAGCUACCAACCACAGGGGGACAAGGUCAACUUUUUCCGCAUGGUGAUCUCGAAUCCCGCUGCUACCUUCGAGGACAUCGACUUUCUUAUUGAGGAGAUUGAGCGACUGGGCCAAGAUCUAUAAGACUCAUCUGACCAAAUCCUCCUGUACUUUUCCCCCUUGACGGAUGAAUUGUUUGUCGUGAAUGUACUGGUAAACUUUUAUUUUCUCUCUCUCUCUCUCUCUUUCCUCCAAAGUCAAAUAUUUAAGAGUAUAUUUGAAGAAAAAAAAAAGAAGAUAUAUCCAUAUAUUAUGUAUUGUAGCUUUGCCGUGGGCUAACUUGGUCCAAAGCUAUGUAAAAGUGCUUCUGUCUGCCUUUUCCUAUAGUGUAGUAGAUCCCAGAGUAGUGCAAGUGACGUAACUUUACAUGUACUUUUUGUGAAAUGAAACGCUUGUGCAAUAGGGUCGAUGAGGAAGAGUUUAUUUUUCAAUCAUUUCUCACGCCGAGUAUGUUGUUAAGUGCCAAACGUGGUCGUGUUCUGUUGUAAACUUUACAUUUUAAAACUUAAACAACGACAAAAAAAGCACUUCACCUUACCUCAGCUUAAUCAACUGCCUUUACAUCUGCGCACCUGAAGCAGUGAUUCUGGCCAACAUCGUCUAAACAAGUAUCCCAACCACACAGCAGGCCAUCGUAGAAAUAAGGAAGAAAUAUACAGAUAUAUAUAUUAAACAUUCACGAAGGCGCGUUGGUCCAUCAUUAACAGCUUACGAUGCUAAUUUAAUGUCGUUGCUUCUUGACACUUUCUACUCUUUUUACACACACACACUUCUUUCUAUUGUGUAUUUAAGGUGGUGAAGGCUUCCAUUUCCAAACCGGACUGUAUAUUUAGCUGUGCUGAGUGUGCUUUACAUGUUAUAGUGAUGAAUAACCAACAUUUCACAGGUGACGUAAAGUUGUAAUCCUUAAAGUUGUCUUCGUGUCAGACCCAUUGAAAGUAUUUUGUAGUCCAAGAAGGUUAAAUCUGGGAAGGUUAAAGAUGUUUCACAGAGUCCAGAUUUAACCUUCUUGAAGAAAGAUGACCUGAAAACCUUCACAGACUCGUUUAUAUUAGCUUUAAUUGUUAUUGGCGGACCCAGCCACAGGCAAUUAAAGCUAAUAUAAAUUAAGAAUCUCAAUUUUUCUCCCUAAGUUUCUCAUUUUUGCUACGAUUCAAUGGUCAUUAAAAGUAUUUUGCUGUUUUUAAUCUAUAUUAGCUUUAAUUGAUAGUGGCAGGGUCCGCCGCUCUCACUUGGAAGUUCAAAUUGCAUCAACCAACACAGAGAGAAUGCACAGGAAGCAAUGCAUACAUAUAUUAUAUUUUGUUUGACCUAAUGAAUCAAAUUCUGAUAAUCUGAAGCAUCAUGUGGUUGUGGCACUUUAAAACACGUAUUAAUUAUGUUAAAUUUAAUUAAUCAGCUUGUUUUUGGUAGUGAUUUGUAGGAGGUAAGGCUGGAUUACCAAGUGGGCAAAACUGCCAAAGGGCCCCUGACUUUGAGGGUUCACAAAAGCCCUAAAAUUCACUCCAUGUCAACUGGUUUUAGUAAUCUGAUUACUUACUAAAGAACAAAAUCGACAGGCUGUGUGUUUCUAGAUAAUCUUGUGGCCAGACAAGUAAAUUCUCCACCUAUGGGCUGACUGAUGAGGUUAAUCCAGCCAUGAACUAGACUGAAAUUUUAAGAAUUAUAACUUUAAAGUUGUAAACCGCUCACCUACAGCACCAUAGUGUGAGGGACUAUUUGUCAGUGGUGUUUUCUUUUUGUUGUUGUUUUUGGGAUGAGCACUUAAUGAAAGAUUGAGGAUCUUUAAAGAAAAAAGAAAAAACUGGGAACGGGGCAAUAACGGUGUUACGCCUGAAUAUAGGAACCUCACCUGAUUUGCAGCUACUGUAUACCUGACAUCACUUGCACUAAAUCAUUGAGGGACGACGAGCAUCCCUUUAGCAUUGCAACUGAGAUUUCUCCUUUAUUAAUUCACAAGCAAUAUUCGAGUAUGGGUCCAAUCUAUAUAUAUAUAUAUAGAUAUACAUAAAUAUAAAUAUAUAUACCCUGCAAAAUAUCUAAAAGAAAACAGUGAAUUCAAGUGUACAAUAGUUAACGAUAAUCAAGUUUCCUACUACGCACAGUAGUUAGCACAAAAAUUUAAAAAACCUAAAUAAAAACAUGCUUACUGUAGGCGGGUUUAGUCGACGGGACGUGAACCCUGAGUUAACGCGCAGAGGUUCUGUAGCAUUUCCAUUAGAUCGAGUUAGAAAAGCACAAUUUGCUCAACAUGGUCGGUCAGUGUACAAUCACUUUUGAUCAUAGAUUGUAAAUAGUAUUUCAAGAUGUCCUAAGUACAUAUCUUUGUGUAUACAUAAGUGUAUAUAAGACGUAUAACCAGAGACUAUUUGUGAGGUAAAGUUAUUCAUAUUUUCUCUAUCUCCAAUAUAGAUUACCUGUAUUUUCAUCCUGUUAGUCCAAAAAGGCUUUUUCCCGCUCUCUCCCCUCCCUGUGUGUAUGUACUGUAUGUCAGAUACUUGACUCGGUUUGUGACUCUUAUAGCUAUUUCAAAGAAAAACGUGCAUCAGGGACUGGCUUUAAAAAAAACAAAAAAAAAAACGAAAUUUGACAGAUUUCACCUUGAAAUAUUCCACGAGUCCUCGCUCAGACAAAGACGAAAAAGACGGAGACUCCGGCGUUGUGUUUGUGGAUUUUGGAAAAACGAAUAUGCAAAGCCAUUUUGACUCUGAAGCACUGUGUUUUUUGUGCACAAGUGAUACUUGACGGUAUGUGCCAACGUGUACCUUAGUGUGUUUGUAACUGUGUUGCCUUAGUAUUAUCAAUUUUGCCAGUAUUGUCUAGUUUUCCUCCGGAGAAAAAAGGGGAGGUUGUGCACUUUAGAGUAUACACAUGACCUAAAUAACGUGCAAUGUCCAAUGGUUGUUCAUAAGUUGAUGUAAAACAAAAAAGAAAAAAGAAAAAA
This is a messenger RNA of Larimichthys crocea (large yellow croaker), 5368 nucleotides long. RefSeq names its product glutamate decarboxylase 2 (gene gad2). Bases 751 to 2508 code for a protein of 585 amino acids. The record is from RefSeq and is a predicted model, not a curated record. Gene Ontology annotation, molecular function: glutamate decarboxylase activity; pyridoxal phosphate binding. Gene Ontology annotation, biological process: GABA biosynthetic process; GABA shunt. Lineage: Eukaryota; Metazoa; Chordata; Actinopteri; Sciaenidae. The transcript has 16 exons. Gene Ontology annotation, cellular component: cytoplasm.